GUAUUAAAAUUGUAACUACUUUGUAUUGCUUUCUUUUACGACACACAUACGUAAACAAAGAAGGUGCCACAACAAAAGUGCAUGAUAAAGCUCAUGCACAAAACGUGCGCACCGCUGACAGUUUGCAGAAAAAAAGAAGAAAACGGGACGUCAAACCAUAUCUAAGAAAAUGUCGGCGCACAGUGGAGGUACGGAUUGGAACUCUGUGGUUAAACCACUUUUAUCUAAUCGUACGGGCGCUUUAAGCAAAAACGAAGUAGCAAAUAUACUCAAAGCGAUUGCCCGAUGUGAACAUGAUUUUUUCGACGAAGACAGCAAUUACGCGCAGUUUUAUACUGCGUUUGCAGCUUUGGCUGCCGAUAAGUUGAUGCAAAUCAAAUCAAUAUGCCAAACGCAAAUAUCACAACUGCACGAUGCCGCAGCCGUGCUUAUACGAUUCAUACUCUUUAGAUUGCCAAAGGUAUCUAUAUAUGAGCUCAAAUGGCUGUUGGCGGCACUUAAAAUGCUCUGUGAGGGAAAGAGUAGCUGCCCCACCAACACUGCUGCUGGCGCAGCCGUCAACACAAAUGCAUUGUCAUCAUUCGACUAUAAUGCCGUAGCGAAUGUGCUAAAGAGCGCUAAACACCCGGAAUCGAGCAACAAGAGCAUCAUUAGCAGCAGCAGCCACAGCAGCAGUGACAAAGAGUCACCGAAGUCUGAGAUAAAACGCUCACGCUCCGACCUAUCCUCGAUUAUUCUACAUCAACUUUUGGCCCCACUUGAGCCUGGAAAAAUGACUUGGGUGCCAUUGAGUGAGGAUGUUACAGAUUGCACGGACCAGCUACUGGUUGCAAAUAUAGCCUAUUUUCAGUAUCAAAAUGGAGUGGACACGCUGCUUGAUGUUUGUGUGGGCCUUCCUAUACUGAAUCGCUAUCGCACCAAAUACUUGGAGGCCAUAACAAGCGGAAAAACUUUAUAUUUACCAUUGACUCAAGUGGAAGCCACCACUAUUAAGUCUGCCAUUGCGCACAUGUCGACCGAUCUCUCGAUUUUAAUGCAGGCGCAUUCGCUUAUUGGGCUGCAGCCGCUGACCCCAAGCCGCAUAGAAAAAUUAUCAAUGUGCGGUAUCGCUGCGCUGUAUAAUGCGGUUCUCACCUCGAUUGCUGCUAGCGUUCUCAACAUGUCGAAUGCUAGUGGUUCGCAGAAACAACCGGUGGCCUCGACAAGUCAAGGUGGAGGUAUUAGCGUCCAGACCCCAAAAGAUCAUGAAGACUUCGAGGAACAGGCUUGUGCCAUUGUAAAUAAGGCACUUGAAAUCUACGCUACCAUUGGUGAAAUGUUCAAAAGUUCUGCGCGUACUUAUGUGUAUCAAAAUCAUUUGUGUUACGGUUCCUGGCUGCUGAUUAGCGGUAUACAAGGCGCUAUGGGUGCCUCUGGAAGCAGCGCCAGCGGCAGCUCGAAAAUACAGGCCAGCGAUGAUGCGGGCAAGGCACAAAAGGCGGGAAGAGGUACGAGUGAGUCGGGAGCUAAUUCGGCCACGCCUAGCACUCCCAUUGCGCGAGUAAAUCUAUUUAAAGUUCAGCAAGGCUUCGGCGAACUUAAUGCCGCCAUAGCCAAUCAAAGCAUAAAGCUUCUCUCGGAAUUGAUUGAUGACCUGAAAAUCGAAUCUGCCUGUUAUUCCGAUGGCAAUGAUAAUGACACUGUGGUGGAACAGUUCCCGGAGCCAGCUCAGUUCAACAUUCUACAGAAUUACACAUCACUACAACGAGUUGUGCGCGUAUUAAACACAGCGACGCUUCACCAGUUAUUUACUUUUUUGGCCACUGUGGCCUAUCGCAAGGCGUGUACACUAAAGCGCGCUACAAUCAAAGAUCGCACUGAAUGCGAGCCCAUCAGCUACUCCGAUUCGACGACCUACUUCAAUGAUUCGCUUUCCUGCUCGGACAAUUCCGAGGAGGAUGACAGUGAGAGCUAUUUGGGACAUUGGUUUAAGGAGACUCUGUCACCUGAGAUGCACGACGAUAAUGCAAAUGCACAAGCCUUAGAACGUAAUGCUGAACAGCAAAAAUCGGCGCUAGUGCCAAAGCUGGACGAGCCACAUGAGUACUUGGAUUUGGCAGCGGACAUCUUUUGCUUCCUGGAUCAAUUUCUCGCUAAUACCCACGGAUAUUUACAGCGCUAUGUGAAGGCAGGAGUGAGCGACCAACAAAUGCUACUUAUGGCCAAUAUUAUUAAAGACUUUGACCGCGAUGUUAUGCGAAAUGAUAGCGAGAGCAUCUCUUCAAACUCUAAGUGGCAUAGCUCGAUGAUACGCUUUUCUGGAGCUGCAGGACGCUACAUACACAAUCUGAUCUCUACGUCGCUGCUUUCGGAGCAGCUACAAUCCAAUCUGCUGCAGCAUCUAGCCAUUACUCCAUGGUCCACGGAGACAAGCACUUGGCCGCUGCAAGUAUAUCCAAGCACCUUAUCAGUGCUGGUGCAAAUUUUGCUGUUGAAGCCGACGCAGGAAAAGGAGGCAGCCUGUCUGUCGGUCUGGCAUCGACUUAUCAAUACGCUAGUCGAAGGUGUCUGCUCAGCUUCCGCCAGCGACACUGACUAUGAGGAUCUCAACAUCGAGCACGCCCAGCUGUUGCUUUUCCUCUUUCAUUCGCUUAAUUUGAUGCAAAAGAAGUCAAUUCUCCUACUAACUGCUGGUGGUGUCAUUCGAUGUGCCGACGUCUGUCGCGGCAUUUCCGCGGAACGACCCGUGCGUAACAGCCAGAUGAUGUUGCUCUCGCGGCUACUGCUCUUCCUUGAGUAUUUAAUGAAACAUCUUUACAAUGCACCGCCAGAGCUCUUGGAUCAAGUGCGUUGGAAUCUUUUCAGUGUAAGCAGCAUGCCGGAGACACAGAAGGUCACAGAUUUGCUGAACAGUCGCACCAAAUUCUCCUCAUACUGUCGCAAUGAUAUUGAGGAGAAAUUCCGCAAGUCGGCAGGCGAAUAUAGCUCAAAUAUACGACCCACCUUUUAUUCGCUGGUUACCUCAGACCCUUGCAAGCCACACUGGGCUCAAGAAUUUAAGUUGGAUGGAUUGGCUUGGAAUUUCAUACUCUGUACGCCUGACAAACUGAAGUAUCCACUGCUGGUGGAUGCUUUGACUGACAUACUUGCCAUCGCGGAUAUGUCUGCUUAUACUAAGGAUAAUAUUCACAAUCUUUGCGCAAUGCAAUAUUGCUUCAGCAUCGCUUGGAAACUACUCUUAGGCUUACCGCCCUCAACAUCACACAUGGAGUCUCUAACUAGCGAGAAUGCUCCCAAUCUACAUUCAUUGAUCUGGAGUAUUCGUUGUCCGCUGCCCAGCUCAUACUAUCUCAUCGUCAAUAGUCUCAUUAAGCAGGGAAUGUAUACGCAGUAUGCGGAGUCCCUAUGGAGCAAAGUAGGCGAUCUUGCUGCAGACAUGCGCUACAGUCUUAAGCAAACAAUACUCGGUGUGGAGGCUUUCAAUAAACAGUUCAACAAAGAGAAGCCACGUCUCUCCGAUCUCAUUCUAUUCGAUGCGCUCGUAGCACACAUGCAGGCUGUGGCAUGGGCUGACAAGGAGGGUUACAAGCUGCAGCGUAAGGAGGCUAGAGACGAUAGUUCUGUGGAUGGUGGUGGUGCUCAGGCAUCUGUAGCAAGCAGUUCGAUUUCUUCGACUGAAAAGGAAGUUUACUCUUCAAACGAAUCGAUUGAUCAGAAGAAGUCAAAACUUGACAACAGCUCCCUCUCACCGGCAGAGUUAAAAGAACGCACGCAAAUGGUCAGUGAGCUGUUACUAAAGCUAAUGGACUCCUACAGCCUAAUCAUUGGCAUUGUGCGCGAUAAAAUGCUGAAGCAAUUGUCAAGCUCAACGCCGGAACAGGCUCUCAAUUUGAUUGUACCGAUUGUAAGUGAUAAGCCGGCCAUAAUGCUGGAACUGCAUACUGCUUUUCUGAAGCUGCUGCCAAACGAAGACAAGCAGCUCAUAGCUAAUGAAUGGCCAAAGUGUCUGGUUGUGAGCGAAGUCGCCUUCGACGGUAAACAGCAUCCUGUUGAGCCUUACACACUUACCUUGAUUGAUUCGCACAUCUCGGAGCUAACAAAGGCAUCGAGCUACUCAACGUUGCACACCAUGAAGAAUUGUCUAAAGUCUAUACUGCAUCUCAUUGAGUUGCUGCUCCCCUAUAGUGCCGAUGGGGAGAACCACGGAACUGUGAAAGCGCAGCUGAAGCCUCUGUUGAUCGCAACGAUGCUGGAUAUACGUACCGAUUAUCUUCAAUGCCACAGCGAGCAAUGCUUGCGUGAGAUUCUCAGUGGGAUGACGUUGGAGGCACAGAAAAUGCUGCUCUACGAGCACAUGAUUAGCUACUGUUACCGCAUGCUUAUUGACUUUGCCGAAGAGCUGCGCGUGCCACAGAACCAGCCCGAACAUCGGGCCGUCUUCAACGAGUCCAUGCUCUUCGCAGUGCUACGCACCCUCACUAAAAUGAUCGAGAAGCCCACUGCCGUUGUGGCAAUGCGUAAUUUCUUCAAGGAGCAACGGAACGGCAGCUUUACAGAGCUGCUACUCUCGUUUACGGGCACUACUUUGCCCAUGAGCUAUGCGCGGAAAAUGUUGCAGUUUGUGGAGCGUUUGUUUCAACAGGGGAUGCAACCAGAAUCGGAGUUUCCGCACGAGGAACUGGUUCAAUGUUUUGCCGAAUUGGGCAGCAUUGAUGUCAAUCGACUAAAGUUGUGGCUCACGCAUAUCAUCUAUGGGCCCAAUGGCAGUUUGGCCGUCUCUCUAGCCACCAACGCAACGAGUUCGGAAGGUGUUGAUACGUGCAAGGUGCUAACCAGCAUUAUACAGCCAUCGAGUACAUCCUCAAGCAAUGCACAAACUCCCACGAAUAUGGCAACCGUAUCUGCCAUGCCGAGCAUUUCAGAUCAGUUGGAUGCCAUGGAUAUUGAUUACGACUGUGCUGGUGUACCACCAAAUAACUCAAAUAUACUAAGCUUGUGGCAAGCCGCGACUGGCAGUGCGCCAAAUCAGUCUGAAGACUCUUCGCAGGCCUGUGAACAGAGCUCCGAACGCAAUGGUGCCUUGUUGUUGAGCUUCGUGAAGUCAUUGGUGCGGGAUGGCAAGGCAGCCACUGGUGUGAUAGCGCCCCUGCUCUUCCAGGCCCUCCUGCAGCUCGGGCAAACAUUGAUAACGCCGCCACAAGAUGGCUGCGACUUUGCUGAUGUGCUGCAAAUAAUGAUUACACUGGCCGAUGCGGCGCCGGCACGUGGCCAUGUCGCCUUGUUUAAUACAACGCUGCUCUGGCUGGAGAUUGCCAAGCUACAUGUGGCGGACAAGCAGAAUUUGAAAAAUGCCGAAAAUAUAAGUGCGCUUCUAAAAUAUUUAAGCGAGCUGCUGCAGAGCAUUGGUUUCAAGGGCAGUCGGCAGCACAUGCCUCCGUGGGAUGAUGAGCUGCAGACGGACAUUGACGAGCUCUACGAUGAGUUGGCGGGCGAGGAGGACGAUUCCCUCUUGGAGGACUCUGAUGAGGAUACGCUCAACAAUAAGCUGUGCACUUUCUCGCAGACGCAAAAGGAGUUCAUGAACCAGCAUUGGUACCAUUGUCACACCUGCAAUAUGAUUAACACCGUGGGUGUCUGCUCCGUGUGUGCACGAGUAUGCCAUAAGGGCCACGACGUCAGUUAUGCAAAAUAUGGUAAUUUCUUUUGCGAUUGCGGCGCCAAGGAGGAUGGCUCCUGUCAGGCACUGAGUCGACGCAUUGCAUCUCAUGGAGGCUGUGAAAGUAGGGCUAUGGCGGACUAUGGCGUUAGCGGCGGCAGCAGUGGCAGCUACGUUUCCAACAUGGGUCUAUUAAGCAGCAAGAAACGCAGCUCAGCCGGCGCAAUGCCGGCAGCAAACAGCCACCACGCUCGUAAGGAUUCGCUCACCAAUGAGCGCAUUGUGUUGCUUGGAAAGCUACUAGAAUCGCAUCGCGAUGCUCUUCAGCAUACGGAUCAGUGGCUAGUUGUGGUGCGUUGCAUUCUGGAGUACUUUGAUGUGCUGUUGCCGGCAAUAAAGGAGAGCUGCACCCUCUACUCCAUUGUAGGCUGCCACAAGCGUGCUACGGCAGCGCUGGAACGGCUCCAUCAGCUACAGCAGAGUUUUCAGGUGACGGAUCAGCUCAUGUUCGCCACGCUUGGCUCACAGGAGGGCGCCUUCGAAAAUGUGCGCAUGAACUAUUCGGGCGAUCAGGGACAGACUAUUAAACAUCUCAUCUCGUCGGGCGUAUUGCGACGCGUCGCCUUCUGCUGCCUGAGCUCACCCCAUGGAAGGCGCCAGCACUUGGCUGUGUCCCAUGAGAAAGGCAAAGUAACCAUAUUGCAGCUGUCGGCGCUUCUUAGACAGGCAGACGCCUCCAAGCGCAAGCUGACGCUUACCCAACUGUCAUCUGCACCUAUAUCCUGUACUGUGCUCUCGCUCACUGCUAAUCCCUGCAACGAGGAUUGCUUGGCUGUGUGUGGACUUAAGGAGUGUCAUGUGCUGACGUUCUCGAACAGUGGCAGCACCAACGAACACAUUGUAGUGACGCCGCAUCUAGAGAAUGGCAAUUAUAUUAAGAAAGCUGUAUGGCUACCCGGCUCCCAGACCAUGUUGGCGUUAGUCACCUCGGACUAUGUGAAGAUCUAUGAUUUGUCUGAAGAUGCCUACAGUCCUAAGUAUUACUAUCUCGUUGCGGUGGGAACGAUACGUGACUGCACCUUUAUAUAUCAAGAAGGCGCUUAUUAUAUGCUGGCCUUCGCAUCAUCCGGAUACAUUUAUUAUCAGAUUUUGGACGAGCAGAGCUUGGCUGUGCACGGCGACUUCUAUGUGACGAAUACUCUGGAGCUCAGCCACCAGUACACCAAGGACGUUAAUGGACAGGUGGGAGGCGGCGGAGUCUCCAUUUACUACUCGCACGCCCUCCAAUUGCUAUUCUACAGCUAUUCGGUGGGGCGCAGCUUCGUGUCGCCCCUGGUGGAUGUAAAUAAAGGCGUUAAGGGUAUCUACUACUUGGAAACUAAUCCUACGAGCAAGUCCUCCUCGAAGGGUCCCAUGCAGCCGCUGGUGCAAUGGACGGAAAUAUCUGGACAUCCCGGUCUUAUUUACGCCUCCAUGCAGACUUCUAAUAAUCCCAUCAUCUUCAUGUUUACGCCGGAACGCAUUUAUAUGCAGGAAAUUAAAGCGCAAUCGGCCAAAUCCCGUAUCAUGGAUGUUGUGGGUAUUCGCCAUGCUGUCGCCGGAACGGACAAGACGACGCUCCUAUUGCUCUGCGAAGAUGGCAGUCUACGAAUCUUCUCGGCACAGCCAGAUCAGACCAGUUUUUGGCUCUCGCCACAGGUACAACCCUUCGGCAAUCAGCUCUACAGCUCCACACUCAUGGCCAAAAGCAUUUCCGCGUCCAAUAGUCAAACGAAGAAGUCAAACAAACGCAAGUCCAGUCAGCAGCAAAAGACGAUGACGGCUGCAGGUGUGCCUGUAUUUCCCAUCGAUUUCUUCGAACACUGCAACAUGCUGGCGGACGUAGAGUUCGGGGGCAAUGAUAUGUUGCAGAUCUACAAUAAACAGAAGCUAAAGACGCGCCUAUUUUCGACUGGAAUGUUUGUGGCUUCCACGCGACCGAAUGGUUUCACCUUGGAGGUAAUUAAUAAUGAUCCAAAUAUUGUUAUGGUCGGCAUACGCGUCCUCCUGGGUACUCAGGAUACACAGCGCGCCCCGCAAUCGGUCACCAUUUUAGGUCGCACCAUUCCAACGGUUGUACGAAAGGCUCGUUGGUUUGACAUCCCCUUAACACGUGAGGAGAUGCUAGUCUCGGAUAAGCUGCUUAAGGUGAUGUUCUCCAAGUCGCAGGAUCCGGAAAAUGUCACGCUGCUUGACUGUAUAGAGGUAUACGGCAAAUCAAAGGAUCUCGUGGGUUGGCCGGAUGACAAUGAGGAGACGGCACCGGCCGGCAAUGCAGGGACUGCUACCGUUCCCUCGAAUGGUCAAAACCCCGGUCAGCCAAAUGCUUCCGUGGCCAAUUUUGGCGAGGGUUUCAACUCCAUUACACAACUAGAUCGUAUGGUAACCCAUCUGCUGGAGGUGCUGGAUUGCGCCUUACAUUUGCUUAAUAAUACGAGCAGCGUGUCGGCACCUGUUCGCCAGAAGGCUAUUAAAACCGCCAGUGCAUUGCUUCUACUGCCAACACCGAAUCCCGUGCAGACACAGGCCCGCUACGUGCUGGCGACACUUUACGGCAAUCGUUCUGCCUACCAUAGCUACAAGGACGGUGUGGUGCUCAGUUUUGUGCACAGCGAGCUGCAGUCGAUGCACUCCCAGCUGGACACACUACACGAUAUCGAUCCGGAGGCUCUAUAUCGCCUUAUCUUACUUGUACGCGGUAUAGCCAACACCCGCCCCCAAUCGCUGACAAAGAUAUGUCUGGAGUGUCGUUAUGACAUUGUCCCGGCGCUGAUGAGCAUCGUCACCGAGCUAUACAAAGUGACGCCAGCCGUCGACGAACCCACAAACAUUGUACGACGAGGCUUGUGCCAAACAGAGACUAUGGUCCAUUGCCUGGUUGAGAUCAUGUACGGAUUUGCUUUGGCGGAUAGCAGCCAAGUCGGUCGAAUGACGAAUCACUUCAUUGAAUUGCUGCGCCAUGAUGCCACCGUUAUUAGUCAUAGCGCCAAGGAAGCGCUCAUAUUGCUUUUGAGUCCGCGUGUCAAGCGUCGCAAAGUGGCGCUUGUUACACCGCCCGCCUGCUCCACACCAACACCAUCGACCACGAUAAGCGCCACAAAUUUAAGUGCAUUGUCGGGAGCAGCUGCCACGGCGGCACAUGAGAUCAUCGAGGAGGCUGCUGCAGCUGCUGUGGAUGUAGCUAUGGCUGGAGCUAGUGGAGGAUCUGGCACAGGAGCGGAAGCUGGUGCAGGCUCCCGCAAUACUUCGGCACCGGCUGCUGUGGCAGCGGCCGCAGCUGCAGCCGCUGUACGCAUGCCAGAGUUCGCAGAUGGAGCCGCUUUAGAUCCAGAAGCAGAAGCGGGACAGCAGCAGUUACUCAAUCUGGAGGCUUUCAUGGGCGGGAGCUUUCCACGGCUGUUAGGCCUGCCCGAAGAUGCGGACGAUGAGGCCAUUAUGGACAUAGCCAUUGCGCUCAGUCUACAGCAGCAUGAAGGUGACGCCAAUGCUCUGCACUCCCUGCAGCAAGGAUUGGCUAAUUUACAGGGUAUACGAAAUGCAGCGGCGAAUGCUCAGAAUGCGGAUGCAAUGGGCGGUCUGGCAGUGAGUGUUUCGGCCGGAGGCUCUGAUGAUGAGGGUUCAAAUGUGGCAACCGAUGGUUCAACACUGCGUACCUCACCGGCCGAACCAGCGGGCAGCGGUGGCUCCGAGAGUGGUGGCAGUGGCGUGGAAAGUAUUGGUGGCACCUCAGCACGCAGCAGCAAUUUUGGCGACCAUCCAAAUGCCUCACCACCUCAACAGAGCUCCGCAGGUGGUGGCAGUGGCUGUGGUGGUAGCAACAAAUUAGCUGAACGCGUCAGCGAGGACGAGCAGCCCAGUAGCAGUGGUGGCGGCGUUGUUGCGCUGAGCGCCAUGAGCAGCACGGAGCGCGAUGAGAACGAAGACAACGAGGACGAAAAAAUGAGUAAACUACAUGAUCUAAGAAUCGCCGUGCUGGAGAGCAUUAUCGAGCAUUUGAACACUUUCGAUCAGUGCAACGGUAUUCAGGCCAUACCUCUAAUACAAGUCAUACUAAUGCUAACCACCGAUCUUAACGGCAACAACGAACGUGAUCAAAAGGUUCUGAACGAGCUGUUGAUCGCUCUCGUGGAGUAUGUGGAGAUUGGAAAACGUGGCGCCGCAGCAAAGAUGAAGAACAAAUGCGCCAGUAAUGAAGUGCGCUUGGCGCUGUUAUCGCUCUUCGGUGUCAUGAUGGGUAAGACAAAGUCGAAGCAGACGGGCACGACGUCUCCGCCACACCAAUUCAAAGACAACAGUUCCUUUGUGGCUAGCACCACAGCGAAUGUGCUGAGUAAGAGUGGUGCUUUUGUUUAUGCCCUGGAGGCCCUAAAUACACUGCUCGUGCACUGGAAGGACGUGCUGGGUGAUCCCUAUUCAAAUACUGCUAGCACUGCUCAGACAUCUCCGCCUGCGCCGACACAGAACGCAGCAGCCGGAGCAGGUCAAACACAGCUGCUGAAGCCGAUUAAAUACGGUCCGAAGCCGGACAUAUCGAUACUGAUACCGCACAACUAUCUGAAGAACUAUCCGGACAUAUUCGAAUCGUACGAUGCCUUACUUACGGAAAUCAUCGUACGCCUACCUUAUCAGAUCCUUCGGCUGUGCAACUCACAUCCGGACAACUACGACAGCGGCUUUUGCGAGGCCAUGACCUUCACACUCUGCGAGUAUAUGAUGUUGAAUCUAAAUGCGCUGCUUCGUCGUCAGGUACGGAAGCUGUUGAUGUACAUUUGCGGCAAUAAGGAAAAGUUCCGCAUGUAUAGGGACGGACACUCGCUGGACGCACAUUUCCGCGUUGUGAAGAGGAUUUGCAAUAUAGUGAGUAACAAGAAUGGUGCGCCCUACAAUAUGAAUCCGCCCAUACUUGGCUAUGACGCUUUAGUAGAACUGACGGAGCAUCUGCGCACCUGCCAGGAAAUCAGUCAAAUGCGUACCGGGAACUGGCAAAAGUUUUGUGUGGUUCACGAGGAUGCUUUGGCCAUGCUAAUGGAGAUUGCAUGCUACCAGCUGGAUGAUGGCGUCUCGCCCAUUAUUAUACAUCUAUUGCAAGCCGCUGUCUGCAACAUGUCGGGUGUGAAGCAACAAGCACCGGCACCACCGCCCCCGUCGUCAUCUCAACCAUCCAGUAAGCUGCGCAGUGAGCGCGAAAAGAGCGAAGACACCGAUGCCUAUUAUUCCAAAUUCGAUCCAGCCCAGUGUACCACAUUCGUGCAUCAGAUAUUCCGCUACGCUUCCGAUGCGCUAAUUAUCAAAUUUGUGCGCAUAUUCCUGCUGGACAACAACAUCAGCAUGCUGCGCUGGCAGGCACACUCCUUUAUACACGGCGUGUUUGAGAACUCGAACGAGCGACAGCGCGAGAAGCUGUUGAACUUGUUCUGGAAUAUGUGGCCACUGGUGCCGGUCUAUGGUCGUCGCACAGCGCAAUUCGUUGAUCUAUUGGGUUACUUGACGCUGAGCACGCGCAGCAUUACGGAUCGGCUGCCGGAGUUCGUUUCGCGGGCCGUUGACGUGCUGCGGCAGCAAAACGAUCUGCUCUGCAAGCAUCCCAAUGCCCCGAUCUAUACAACGUUGGAGCAAAUACUGCAGGUAAAUGGCUAUUAUCUGGAGUCGGAACCGUGUCUGGUGUGCAACAAUCCGGAGGUGCCGAUGACGAACAUUAAGGUGCCGUCCGUCAAGUCGGACAGCAAAUAUACGACCACCACCAUGAUCUACAAGCUGGUGCAGUGCCACACCAUCUCUAAGCUGGUUGUGCGCAUCGCCGAUCUGAAGCGGACUAAAAUGGUUCGUACCAUCAAUGUCUAUUACAACAAUCGUACCGUGCAAGCAGUGGUAGAGCUGAAAAAUCGACCAGCCCUGUGGCAUAAGGCGCGUUCCGUGUCCCUCCAGUCGGGUCAGACGGAGCUGAAGAUCGAUUUCCCACUUCCAAUCACAGCUUGCAACCUAAUGAUCGAAUUUGCCGAUUUCUACGAGACGGUAACCGGAUCCAGUGAAAAUCUACAGUGCCCUCGCUGCAGCGCCGCAGUGCCCGCCUACCCUGGCGUUUGUGGCAAUUGUGGCGAAAACGUAUUCCAAUGCCACAAAUGCCGUGCGAUUAACUACGACGAGAAGGAUCCCUUUUUGUGUCACUCCUGCGGCUUUUGCAAGUACGCCAAAUUUGAUUUCAGCAUGUAUGCUCGCGUUUGCUGUGCCGUCGAUCCAAUUGAAUCCGCCGAGGAUCGCGCCAAGACCGUUCAGAUCAUUCAUACAUCGCUGGAACGCGCCGAUCGCAUUUAUCGCCAACUCUUGACCAACAAACAAAUGCUGGAGCUAUUAAUACAAAAGGUGGCGGAACAUCGCAGCUCGGAUCGUUUAGUUGAUGACAAUAUGGGAACUGUGCAUAGCACUUCACAGGUUAACAAAAUCAUCCAAUUGCUGGCGCAAAAGUAUUGCGUAGAAUCGCGGACGUCCUUCGAGGAGCUCAGCAAGAUUGUGCAGAAGGUCAAGGCAUGUCGCAGCGAGCUGGUGGCCUACGAUCGCCAGCAACAGGAUCAACCGAACUGCACACAGACGCCCGAUUCCCGCGAGAUUCACACGGCGAAUCGCUGUUACGGCUGCGCACUCGCCUCCACCGAGCAGUGUCUGACGCUGCUGCGUGCCAUGGCCUACAAUUAUGACUGCCGGAUCGGCCUCUAUAGCCAGGGCCUGGUGAAUGAGCUUGCCGAGCACAAUCUGCGACGCGGUACGCCUCAAAUUCAGGAAGAGGUGCGCAAUCUACUGGUAGUGCUGACCAAAGACAACUCCGAGGCAUGCAUAAAUCUGUUAAAUCUGGUCACAACCCGAGUAAAGAACGCUUUAAUGGGCGCUAUACCGCUCAUCAGUCUAGAGGCUGCAGUGCAUCAGGAGAUGACUUUACUAGAAGUGCUGCUCGGCCAGGACGACGUAUGCUGGGAAUUUAAGCUGAAGAUCAUUUUUGAGUUGUUCAUCAGCAAUUGCCGUCUGCCUCGUGGUCCUGUCACCUCCGUGCUUCAUCCUUGCCUGCGCAUCAUGCAGAAUCUAAUAUGCCCAACACUGCCCAUCAGCAAAAGUAAUCAGAGCCUGGCGCCAACAGAGAUGUGCUCCGUGAAAAUACUUGACGGCAACACAAUUGAUUAUCGCGCCUGGUUAAGUUCAGAUCGCAAUCACGAGUACAGUGCCUGGAGCAGUCGUAUGCCACCAAACUUUGCGUCGUCUGCGGUCGACUCUGAACGCCAGAAGUUACACGGCAGUGGCGAUGGUAAGCAGCAGCCGCAACAAGGUGCUAGCACACCAGCCACUCAAACGGACAAAUUAGACCCGAAGACGAGGAGACAGCUAUCGCGUGCCGCUUACCUACAGGAGAAGUAUGGAAGACGUUGGCAGGAACUGAUACUGGAUAAGAUGCGUGUCAUUAAGCCGCUGGUCUUCACAGCUAAAUGGAUUCAGCCGUUGCUUUUCAACCCGAACUCCCGCUUUGGCAGGCAGUUAGCAUGCUCUUUGCUUACCGCCCUCACCCGUACAAACGAACGCAAGCAACAGGCCCUCAAUAUGCUGACCAGCUUCCUGAAGUGUGUUGGCGAGGCGGGCGAGGCUAGUGCUGAAUAUUUGACGCUCUAUCGCACCGUGGCCACAGAGACACCCUGGCUACAGUAUUUGGUGCUUCGUGGCGUUCUCGGCACCAUUUCUCAACUUCUGGCGGUGGAAAUCGGAAAGAUACAUCGCAUGGAGGAGAACUCCCUGUCCUCGGAUCUAUCGCUGGGAUAUGCGCUGCGGCAGUAUGUGGAGCUGUUGUGCCUGUUCCUAGAAUCGCCGAAUGUUAGGCGUACGUAUAAGACGCGAAUGCUCGGUCCGGUGCUGGAAAGCUAUCUGGCAUUGCGAAGUUUAGUUGUGCAGCGCACUCGACUCAUUGAUGAUGCGCAAGAUAAGCUGUUGGAUAUGCUCGAGGAAAUGACUAGUGGCACAGAGGAGGAGACGCGUGCCUUCAUGGAGAUUCUGAUCGACACCGUCGAGAAGACGCGCAUGAAUGAUAUCAAGACGCCGGUGUUUAUAUUUGAACGCCUCUAUUCAAUCAUACAUCCGGAGGAGAACGACGAGAGUGAGUUUUAUAUGACGCUAGAAAAGGAUCCGCAACAGGAGGACUUCCUGCAGGGUCGCAUGCUUGGCAAUCCGUAUCCAUCCGGCGAGGUGGGUCUGGGUCCUUUGAUGCGGGACGUUAAAAAUAAGAUCUGCACAGACUGUGAGUUAAUUGCCCUGCUCGAGGACGAUAACGGCAUGGAGCUGUUGGUCAAUAAUAAGAUCAUUAGCCUCGAUCUACCCGUUAAAGAUGUGUACAAAAAGGUGUGGCUGGCCGAGGGCGGUGAUCGCGACGCCAUGCGAAUUGUUUAUCGCAUGCGCGGACUUUUGGGCGAUGCCACCGAAGAGUUUGUUGAGACGCUAAACAACAAGAGCCAGGAGGAGGUGGACACCGAACAGCUUUACCGGAUGGCCAAUGUGCUGGCCGACUGCAACGGGCUUCGUGUAAUGCUGGAGCGCAUCGGAAGCCUGCAGCGUAUAUCGCGUAAUCGUGAACUGAUUCAGGUGCUAUUAAAACUCUUCCUCAUCUGUGUUAAAGUCAGGCGCUGCCAGAAGGUGCUCUGUCAACCGGAGGUGGGUGCCAUCAAUACCCUUCUCAAGGUACUGCAGAUGUGUCUGCAGUCCGAAAACGAUUCGAUACAGUCCGCUGUCACCGAGCAACUGCUUGAGAUAAUGGAGACCAUUCUGUCGAAGGCAUCAAGUGAUACGCUGGACUCGUUCCUUCAAUUCUCGCUCACAUUUGGCGGACCGGAAUACGUGACUGCGCUAAUUUCUUGCACGGACUGUCCGAACGUACGCAACAAUCCCUCCGUGCUGCGUCACCUAAUACGGGUCCUCGCUGCGCUCGUCUAUGGUAACGAGGUGAAGAUGGCUUUGCUCUGUGAGCACUUCAAGAAUACGCUCGACUUUAAUCACUUCGAUCAGGAGCGCACCAGCGAGGAGGAGUUCCGCAUCGAGCUCUUCUGCGUGUUGACCAAUCAAAUCGAGCAUAACUGCAUCGGCGGCACCCUCAAGGACUAUAUCGUCAGUCUUGGCAUUGUGGAGCGUGCUCUGGCAUACAUUACCGAGCACGCUCCGUGCGUGAAGCCCACGCUGUUACGAACGGACUCUGAUGAAUUGAAAGAAUUCAUUUCACGGCCAAGUCUCAAGUAUAUUCUGCGUUUCCUUACUGGACUUGCUAAUCAUCAUGAGGCCACACAGCUGGCCAUCAGCAAGGACAUCAUACCGAUCAUACAUCGUUUGGAGCAGGUGUCUAGCGAUGAGCAUGUCGGCAGCUUGGCCGAGAAUCUGCUCGAGGCUCUAAGCACAGACUCGGCAACCGCUACGCGCGUCCAGGAGGUGCGCGAUUUUACGCGGGCCGAAAAGAAGCGUCUGGCUAUGGCCACGCGUGAAAAACAGCUGGAUGCUUUGGGUAUGCGCACUAACGAGAAGGGCCAGGUUACAGCCAAGGGCUCCAUUCUGCAGAAGAUCGAGAAGUUGCGCGACGAGACAGGACUUACUUGCUUUAUCUGCCGCGAGGGAUACGCCUGCCAGCCGGAAAAGGUGCUUGGCAUUUAUACAUUUACCAAGCGCUGCAACGUCGAAGAAUUCGAACUAAAGUCGCGCAAAACUGUCGGAUACACCACGGUUACUCAUUUCAAUGUCGUGCACGUCGACUGCCACACCUCGGCUAUACGGCUGACACGUGGUCGCGACGAAUGGGAACGCGCCAGUCUACAAAAUGCGAACACCCGAUGCAACGGCCUGCUACCGCUUUGGGGCCCGAAUGUGACAGAGGCCGCUUUCUCUGGCUGCAUGACUCGGCACAGCAGUUAUAUGCAGGAGAGUACGCAGCGCUGCGACAUCUCGUAUACGAGCAGCGUCCACGAUCUGAAGCUGCUACUUAUGCGGUUCGCUUGGGAGCGUAGCUUCCACGACGAUGCCGGCGGUGGUGGACCACAGUCAAAUAUGCACUUUGUACCCUAUUUGCUCUUCUAUGCCGUUUAUCUGCUGCUCUCCUCGCGCUCAGCCGCCCGGGAUAGCAAGACCCUGCUCACCUAUUUGACGGCACCGCCUUCGGAUAAGUGGCUCGAGUGCGGCUAUGAGGUCGAUGGACCGCUCUACAUGAUCACUAUCUCUUUGUCGUUGCACAGCCGUGAACUGUGGAAUAAGCAUAAGGUAUCCCAUUUGAAGCGCCUGCUUGCUGUUGCCCAGGCCCGCCAUGUAUCACCAUCGGUAUUGUGCAAGGCGCUGCUGACGCCCGGGGACCGACAGACCAAAGAGUACAACGUGUAUAAGCCUUUCCUGAUGAUGUGGGCGGUAGUGGACCUUAUCUACAAUACGCUAUUCAAAACAGUCAGCACGCCCAAGGAGGAGGAUUGGUCCAUAUCCCUAUUUGACUUCAUUCGGAAGAACGACGAAGUCAUGCUUAAGUCCACGGAUAAUAUCCUGCAAACGCUGACCGAUGAGUUUAUGCCAUGCACCUCGUUUGGCGAGUUCUGCGACGUGGCUGGACUGCUGCAUCUUAUCGAGCAGCCAGACAGCUUCAUCGACGAAAUGCUGGCAGCAUUACCAUCGACCGCGAGCACCUCUAGCUAAAUGUUUGCCUCAUCAGCAUCGCACCUGUUUUUGUAUUUUCUUUUCGAUUUGAAUUGGAUGUCAACUCGUAGUCGUCAAAUGUUACAGGAGGCGGCAAAGAAUAUAGUUUAACCUGAUUUAAAAUUAAAUAGCAGCUGCUGCUGCCAAUAUAUAGAAAUAUACGCCCUAUAUAUAAAUAUAUAUGUAUACAUA
Molecule: messenger RNA, 16549 nt
Organism: Scaptodrosophila lebanonensis
Lineage: Eukaryota; Metazoa; Arthropoda; Insecta; Diptera; Drosophilidae
Gene: poe
Product: protein purity of essence
Exons: 13
Coding region: 170-16357 (5395 amino acids)
Molecular function (GO): protein binding; zinc ion binding
Source: RefSeq, a predicted model, not a curated record